Messenger RNA from Nerophis ophidion (straightnose pipefish), 4619 nucleotides. RefSeq lists its product as uncharacterized. The transcript is spliced from 4 exons. The record is from RefSeq and is a predicted model, not a curated record. Bases 267 to 941 code for a protein of 224 amino acids. Lineage: Eukaryota; Metazoa; Chordata; Actinopteri; Syngnathiformes; Syngnathidae.
UGCCAGCCUAAAAAGUCAAAGUUCGUCCACUUUGUAUAGGCGGGGACGAGGAGGGUUCUCAGGGGUCAAGCAGGAGCCACCGCCCACCCGGCGAGGUCCACAAAGAAGGCCAUGAGUGAUACGAGCGCACCCCGGUGAAAUAUAAGUCAGCAAGCGAUUUCCUUGACGACACCGAGUGUUUGGAUCCUCGGCCCGGAUUCAACGCCAACAAAUGACGCGUCCACAAACAUCGUCGCCGCCGUCGUCGUCACCACCAUCCAGUGUGUAUGCGAGACAUGUCAAUCACACUCUCACAAGCGCCCCGUCUUCAGUACGGGCGGAAGUUAGCUAAAACACCCAACAAAAAUGCCCUUGAAUUCGCUAGCAGCGGUUUGGGCGGGAGUUGGCGGCUCAGGCUCAUCCGGGAAACACCACCCGUCUCUGGUGCUCAGGUGAAGCACCGCCGAAGUGUGGAGGUCGAAGGGCGGGCGACACAUGACGACGUAGGGAGGAGGCGGCGGCGCCGAAGUGGGUCCGCCAUCGUUAAGUUGUCAAUCCGUUUCGGUGAAAAGUCGCCUCUUACCGGACGGAGAUCAGCGGAGCUUCUGUCCUGCUGCAGCUUUGUGACUUCUCUCAGAGACUGGCAUCAACACACCCGUGGACACACCCCUCCGACUACCAGGUGCAGAACUUCCGAUACCCUGCUUACUUCUCCCAACUUGACAGAAUUGGUCAACGGAAGCAGAAGGUCACCCUCUACUGAGUAUAAGAGGGCAGAAGGAGGGAAGAUCAAGAAAAAGGAGGCGGAGUGUCCGCAGCACUGCAGGAGAGCGAGCAUAGAGCGACAGAGAACAGCACAGGCGAAGACGACGACACGGCAGCUGAAAAGCAGACCGGAACGAGCAGCGGAGGAGGAGCUAAAAGAGCGACCCGACCGACACUCAAGCUUCAUUGAAAAAUAAAGAGUCAAACCUGUGCUGAAAAGCGAUGUCCUUCCUGGGUGGUUCACGUAACCAACACGAUGACCGCAAGAGUCGUUCACAAAUAUAUUUGAAAAAGUAAUGUAUUUCAGUAGUUAAGAUUCCAUAAGUUCCCCCGGAUGACAGAGCUUCUUACCCUAUCAUUAAGGGAGAGCCCCGCCACCCGGCGGAGGAAGCUCAUUUCUGCAGCAUGUACCCGUGAUCUUGUCCUUUUGGUCAUAAUCCUUGUCCUUUUGGUCAUAAUCCUAAACUCAUGACCAUAGGUGAGGAUCGGAAUGUAGAUCGACUGGUAAAUUGAGAGCUUUGCCUUCCGGCUCAGUUCCUUCUUCACCGCAACGGAUCGAUACAGCGUCCACAUUACUGAAGACGUCGCACCGAUCCACCUGUCGAUCUCACCAUCCACUCUUCCCUCACUAGUUAACAAGACUCCAAGGAACUUGAACUCCUCCACUUGGGGCAAGAUCUCCUCCCCAACCCGGAGAUGGCACUCUACCCUUUUCCGGGCAAGAACCAAGGACUCGGCCUGGACUACAGACAUAAAUAAAUAUUUCAAGAAUAAAUUGUUUUAUUUUUUAACAAUGUAUAUGAUUAUAUCUUACAGUUAAUGAACAUCCCGCAUUCAUAUUAUAACAGUGGGGGAAGUGAAAUUGUUCAAAAAUAUAGAAUAGCUGGUUUGAAAAGUAAAAACUUCCUGAACCUUUAAUUGAUUUCUUGGUGGGAAUUAAACUCCUGAAAUGAAUUGUGUUUAAUAUUAAAAUUUAUUGAAAUGCACAUGACCCCCCGUAAUAAUGUUCACAUUGUUGUUACUCAGCCAGCGUUUGUGGGUCUGAUUGACCCGUUGCAUUUUGUGGCUUUUAAUGCCUCACAAUAAAGACCUACCUACCUACCAAUCAAACACUUUUAUCUUAAAAUACUGAACAAAUGUUUACCUUAUCCCAAUAAACAUCUGUUCGUUCCAGACCACAGCAAACAUUACCUAGCUUGCCAAAGAUUGUAAUAAAUCUAUUAAAAGAAAACAGCCUGCCAAUUCCUUUAACUGGGGACGGCGUGGGGAUUUUGGGAGUGGCCGUGCCAGCAAUCUGAGGGUUUCUGGUUCAAUCCCCACCUUCUACCAUCCAAGUCAUGUCCGUUGUGUCCUUGAGCAAGACACUUCACCCUUGCUCCUGAUGGGCCCUGGUUAGCGCCUUGCAUGGCAGCUCCCACCAUCAGUGUGUGAAUGUGUGUGUGAAUGGGUGAAAGUGGAAAUACUGUCAAAGCGCUUUGGGCUCCUUAAAAAGGGGUAGAAAAGCGCUAUACAAGUACAACCAUUUACCAUUUGACUUGGACACACACACCUAUACCUUUGGCCAAUCUGAGCAACUCAUUUCCAGGAGUUAUCUCACCUUCUGAGUAGUCACUGAUUUACUAAUGGUUUCUAAUGUUGUAAAAAAAAAAGUGUAAAAUAAAUAUAUAAAAUUUCAACAUCUCUGUCAACGAAGAUUUGCUUCGGCCUGCGACACAGUCAUUUUUAUAAUAAGCUAUUAUAGGUAAUAUAGACACUUGCCUUCACUAUAAGACUUACACUAUACACAGAUUUUCAUUUUUUUGCAGCUCCAGACAGAUUUGUUUUUUGUAUUUUUGGUCCUAUGUGGGGCAGCACGGGGGAAGUGGGGUUAGUGGACAAAGGUCCUGAGUAGUCCUGGGUUCAAUCCCGGGCUCGGGAUCUUUCUGUGUGGAGUUUGCAUGUUCUCCCCGUGACUGCGUGGGUUCCCUGCAGGUACUCCGGCUCCCUGCAUCCUCCAAAGACAUGCACCUGGGGAUAGGUUGAUUGGCAACACUAAAUGGUCCCUAGUGUGUGAAUGUUGUCUGUCUAUCUGUGUUGGCCCUGUGAUGAGGUAGCGACUUGUCUAGGGUGUACCCCGCCUUCCGCCCAAUUGUAGCUGAGAUAGGCACCAGCGACCCCCGCGGCCCCAAAGGGAAUAAGCGGUUGAAAAUGGAUGGAUGGAUAGUAACUAAUUACAUGACCAUAGUAACUAAUUGUCAUGGUCUUAAUAGGGGACAUGAAUGAGAAAAUAGGAGGAAAUAACAAUGGCUAUGAUCUGAUAAUGGGAACGCAAGGGCUUGGAACAAUGAAUGUAAACGGUGAAAGGUUUGCUACAGUAUGUGCAAACAACAGCUUGGUUAUUGAAGGUUCCAUUUUCCCACACAAGGACAUCCACAAAGCAACAUUGGUUUCUGCCAACCACACAACUGAAAACCAGAUUGAUCACAUCUGCAUUAGCCGGAAAUUCAGGCGCUCACUGCUUUAUGUCAGAGCGAGAAGAGGAGCUGACGCUGCAUCUGACCACCACCAAGUCACAGCAAGGUUCCAGUUGAAAUUGAAUUGCAUUAAACAAGGAGGAGGGAGGAUCAAAUUCAACAUACAACAAUUCCAAUAUAUAGGCACCUUGGAACUAUACCAAGUCACAUUACACAACCGGUUUCAAGCACUACAGAACCAGACAACACAUAUGCACCAGGAACUGUAGAAGGGAUUUGGGAAGGUUUGAAGACUACAUGGAAGGAGACCUGUGCAGAAGUGGUAGGGAUAAAAGUCCACAAACAAACCUUGGCUAUCCACAGAAACCCACAAGAAAGUUAGUGAGAGAAGGUAAAAAAGGAGGUAGUUAACAGAUGCAGAACGAGAGCAAGAAAGGCAGCAGCACAAAGAGAAUAUGAAGUAGUACAAACAAGGAUGUGAAGAAGAGUGUCAGAAGGGACCAAAAGAAGUACAUCGAGGAUUUAGCACAGCAGGCAGAGGAAGCAGCAGGAAAGAAUAAUCUGAAAGAACUCUAUCUAACCACAAAGAUGCUCACCGGCAAAUUUAAACAAGCCCAAAUGCAUAUUAAAGACACAAAUGGUACACUCCUCACAACCAAAGAUCAACUCCAGAGAUGGACUGAUCACUUUCAAGACCUACUCAACAGAGAGCUCCCUCAACUGACUGCAGAUAUUCCACCAGCUCCAAUCAUGCUUGAAAUAAACUGCAACCCCCCUACCAAACUGGAAAUCAGGAAGGCCAUCAAAGCCGAGAGCAGGAAAGGCAGAAGGCCCAGAUGAGCUACCAGCAGAAGUUCUCAAAACAGAUAUCGAAACAUCCUCCAGCAUGCUUUACCAUCUUAUGCAACCUAUCUGGGAGGAAGAAAAUCCCAUCAGACUGGAGAGGCGACAACAUCAUAAAGAUUCCCAAGAAAGGAGACCUUGUCACAAUCCGCUACUCGGAUCGUUUAUUGUUUCGCCGUUUAUAUGUUGUUGAUCAUGUUUAGUUCUAGACUCGGCCGAUUUCUGUGUUUGUGCACUUCUUGUUGCAUAUUGUUUCCAUGGUUUCUUAUUUGUCCCAGCUGCUAUGCCUUUGUCGCACACCUGAUGGCAAUUAUUAUUUGUGCAUUUAGGCCCACCUGAUUCCUUAGUUCGUUCUCGGUCCAUUGUUUGCUUUAUGCAACACGCAACGUAUGUAUUCUUUGCUUAUCUCUGCUUUGUUUGUGUUAAGUCCCGUCUUAGCUUCUUGUGCGUUCGGCACAUCACCGUUUUGGACCUUUUUGUAUCCUGCUAAGUUUAGCGUUAGCUUCCGUGCGUAGCCACGCGCUUUAUUUUGUGAUUUUGUACCAGUGUUCUUUUGUUUUAUUAUAUUAAAAUCAAAUU